Molecule: messenger RNA, 4568 nt
Organism: Neoarius graeffei (lesser salmon catfish)
Lineage: Eukaryota; Metazoa; Chordata; Actinopteri; Siluriformes; Ariidae
Gene: phf14
Product: PHD finger protein 14
Exons: 18
Coding region: 54-2783 (909 amino acids)
Biological process (GO): regulation of transcription by RNA polymerase II
Source: RefSeq, a predicted model, not a curated record
AAGUGUCCAUUGUAGCCUACUAUUGUCCAAGCUACAAAAUAAAUCUUUCCCCAAUGGAUCGAGCCUCCAAGCGCAGGCAGGUGAAGCCCCUGGCUGCCUCUCUUCUCGAUGUCUUGGACUAUGACAGCUCAGAUGACAGCGAUUUCGAAGUGGGAGAUGCAGACGCCUCGGAUGGGGAUUCUUCAAAAAGCGAUCGGAGCACAGAGUGGCGUAUUUACCCGGCUGCCAACCCUCUCGCUUCACGCACACAAUCCACUCUCUCCUCCUCUUCUCCUCUCUCAGAAAAAGGGUCAGAGGGCACAGGGAACGGCAGCGAUGACGAGGGCUCCAAAGACAGCGUCGGAGGUGCGGACAGUGACUCGGAUGCCGUUGUAUCUCCUGACGAAGAAGCCAUCAAUGAUGAACAGACCAAAGAGCUUAAAGAUGAUGUGCAAGAAGAAGAAGAAGAAGAAGAGGAAGAAGAAGAAGAGGAAGACGACAAAGUCAAGGACCAACCUUCCUCUGAGGAAAGCAGCAAAAAAGAAGCGGUCACUAAAAAUCGCAAGAAAGCCGAAAAGACCUCGGACACGGAACCUAACGAGAGCAGCACAGUGGAAGAAAACCCGAAAAAGUGGAACCUUCGGAGAAACCGCCCCAUGCUAGACUUCACCACGAUGGACCAGCUGAAUGAGAUGGACGAUUACGACAGCGAGGAUGACAAUGACUGGAGGCCCACGUCGGGAAAGAAAAAGAACAAAGCUGCUGGGAAGGAGAAAGGAGCGAGCGAGGAUGAGGAAGGGGGUGAAGGCAGUGCAGAGGAGGAGGAGGACGAGGAUGAUGACGACGACGACGACGACGAUGAUGACGAUGACAACAAUAAUGACGAGGACAAUGAGGAUGAUGACGUCGAGAGCAGCAGCAGUAGCGACAGUGAAGCGGCGGUUAAAAAAUCGAAAAAGAAAGCAAGUAAGAAUAGCAGAUCGUUUGAUGAGGAAGAAACCAACGACAGCCACAGCACAUCUCAAGGAAAAGGGAAUGAGGACUCUUUGGUGGAGCGAGCUCAGGUGUGGGCCUCGCAGCGGAUGGAGCACAUUCUGAUCUGCUGCGUCUGUCUGGGAGACAACAGCGAGGACACGGAUGAGAUCAUCCAGUGCGACAACUGUGGCGUGACUGUGCAUGAAGGCUGCUAUGGGGUUGACGGUGAGAGUGAUUCGAUCAUGAGUUCGGCCUCCGAGAACUCGACAGAACCGUGGUUCUGUGAUGCCUGUAAAAAUGGCGUGAUGCCCAGCUGUGAACUCUGCCCCAAUCAGGACGGGAUCUUCAAAGAGACAGAUGCUGGGAGGUGGGUGCAUGUUGUAUGUGCACUCUAUGUUCCAGGAGUGGCGUUCGGAGAUAUCGACAAACUACGGCCUGUAACACUGACGGAAAUGAACUACACCAAGUAUGGUGCCAAGGAGUGCAGUCUGUGCGAGGAUGCCCGCUUCGCCCGUACCGGUGUGUGCAUCAGCUGUGACGCAGGCAUGUGCCGUUCCUAUUUCCAUGUGACGUGCGCCCAGCGGGAAGGGCUUCUAUCUGAGGCUGCUGCAGAAGAGGACAUAGCCGACCCGUUCUUCGCCUACUGUAAGCAACACGCUGACCGCUUUGACAGGAAGUGGAAGAGGAAGAACUACCUGGCGCUUCAGUCCUACUGCAAAGUGUCCCUGCAUGAGAGAGAGAAGCAGCUCACUCCUGAAGCUCAGGCGAGGAUCAGCGCACGGCUGCAGCAGUACCGGGCGAAGGCAGAAGUGUCCCGGAAUGCACGUCCUCAAGCGUGGGUGCCACGCGAGAAGCUCCCGCGUCCACUCACUUCCAGCGCCUCGGCCGUGCGAAAGCUCCUGCGUAAAGCUGAGCUCAUGGGCAUCAGCACGGACGUCUUCGCCACUGACACUGCAGAUGCCAGCGCCAGCCUGGACGGGCGCCGUAAACACAAACAGCCUGCACUCACCGCUGAUUUCGUCAACUACUACCUCGAGCGGAACAUGAGGAUGAUCCAGAUCCAGGACAACAUCUUGGAGCAGAAGAACCUGAAAGACAAGCUGGAGAGCGAGCAGGAGAAACUGCACGUAGAGUACAACAAGCUCUGUGAGUCCCUGGAGGACCUGCAGAAUGUCAACGGGCUGCUGAGGACCGAAGGCCAGUCCAUGUGGAGCAUGUUGGGAAGCAUCCUCGGGCAGAAACUGAACUCACCAGCUGUUUUAAAGCCCCCUAAAGAGAGAAAGCCAAGCAAGAAAGAAGGUGGAAGUCCAGGGAAGUCGUCCAGUCUCCCAGCAGUGCUCUACAGUUGUGGGAUCUGUAAGAAGAACCAAGACCAGCAUCUCCUUUUACUCUGUGACACGUGCAAGCUGCACUACCACCUGGGCUGCCUGGACCCACCUCUCACCCGCAUGCCCAAGAAGACCAAGAAUAGCUACUGGCAGUGCUCGGAGUGCGACCAGGCCAGCAGCGAUGAGGCAGACAUCGCCAUGGAGACACUCCCUGAUGGCACCAAGAGGUCCAGGAGACAGAUCAAGGGGCCAAUCAAAUUCAUCCCUCAGGACAUGUCACCAGAGCCUAAAAAACUGCAGCUGAGGGGCACGCAGAGAACCCGGGGCCAGAAGAGGAAGAGGGUGUCGAUCUGCGAGGAAGAAAAGAUAGAGGAACCAGCACCGCGGGAACGCAGGCAGCGCCAGUCGGCACUGCAAAAAAAACCAAAAGCUGACGACACAAGGACGGAGUGUACUACCUGCAAAGGCCCCGGCGACAAUGAGAACCUCGUUAGGUCGUGAGAGCCGGGCGCCACCUCUCCCACCUCCCCCACGCUCCUCCCCUAAAAAAUCUGGGGCCAGAUGAGAGAGGGACAGAGAGAGGGAGAAAGAGAAAAGAGAGAGAGGCAGAUUAAAUCGUUUCGAAGAGCGGCGUCCGGGUCGGGGCAGGAAGUCGCAGACGACGGCCUCCUCUGACCGUCACCUUUGACAUCACUUCCUGCUCAGAACCAUGGAAUUUAACACGUUGAUUCUUUUGGGCCACAAAGAAACUUUUUUUUUUUUUUCCUCAAAUUUCAAAUUACACAUGGAUUUUAAAGCUUGCGAAUGAAAGGGAUUAAAGGGAUGUUUGUGCCGCAGUGGAUUCUAUAAGAGGACUAAGUGGAUCUUGAGGACGCUUAGGUAGCCAUUUUGGAUGGAGACUUUAAAGUUGGUGAACGUGUACUGGACAGUAUCGCUGAGACUGGACGUGUAGCUGCUUGUGCUUUGGAUUCCUAAACUGACUGUCAUGUAAUGGGGAACUUUCCAACUGUUAUCCAGCCCUGCUUCAAGUGGCCUUCGUGCAAUCCUGACCAAUUUGGGACAAUCCCGUGCAGCCCUCUCUUUUUCUUCUUUUCCUCUCAUCUUUCUGCAGUCCCUUUUUUGAACCUGAAUGUUGUGUGUCCUCUGUGUUAACACAUGAUGAAUGCUUUUGAACUGAACCCUGUGCUGCUCUCGUUGCUUAUUGCUUAUGCUACAGUAUGUGAAACUAGUUAGUAGCGAGUAGAGAAUCGGAAAUUCGAUUUCUUUCUUGAGUAUUUACUUAUGUCCGUACACCCACCGUAUUUCAAUAUGACAAGUGAUAUUUACGAUGUAGUUCAAGUCAAGAAAAAUAAUUAGGAGGUUUAGCAAGCGCUGUGUGUGUGUGUUGUUGUUGGAACUGCAUACUACUUUACUUUUUGUCGUGUGUAGGCAGAAUUGUGACGUGUCCUUAUAAUGGUUCACACAUUGCCUUGUGGUGAAGAAUAUUCUGCUUUUUGACAGCUCAGCUGCCUUAUAUUCUGUCGAGCUAGCUAGGAACGUCCCUCUGUGGGAUUCUUACGUCUUCAUACCCUUUAAUAUGGAGGCCUUUAAGUGCAAGAACUAUUAACAAAACGAGAAUCGGAGAAUGCAACGACAAAACUAAAAUUGCAACAGCGGAAACACGAGCAAAUCCAAAAGACGUCAACAUUGUGUGGCGAUCAGGAAACGCAACAGCAAAUUAGAAAAUACAAUAAAACUCAAAACACAACAGCCAAACCCAACACUCACCAAUGAGAGUGUGAGUGUGUUGUUAGUUUUGUUGUUUGUAGAUUUGCUGUAGUGUUGUUUUCUCUAUUCUGGUGUUAGUUUUGUUGUAGUAUUGAUAAUUCUGUUGUAGUGUUCUUAGUUUUGUUGUGUUGUUAACUCUUCUGUGGUGGUGUUAGUUUUGCUGUAGUGUUUAUCGAUUUGCUGUAGUGUUAGUUUUGCUGGAUUGUUGUUAGAUUUGCUGUAGUGUUUAUCGUUUUGCCGUAAUAUUGUUAGAUUUGCUGUAGUUUGUUUUGCUGUAGUGUUUAUCGUUUUGCCGUAAUAUUGUUAGAUUUGCUGUAGUGUUUGUCAUUUUGCUGUAGUGUUUGUUUUGCUGUAGUGUUUGUUUUGCUGUAGUGUUUAUCGGUUUGCUGUAGCUUGUUUUGUUGUAGUGUUUAUCGUUUUCUUGUAGUGUUUGUUUUGCUGUAGUGUUUAUCAUUUUGCUGUACUUUUAGUUUUGCUGGUUUGUUGUUAGAUUUGUUGUAGUGUUUAUCGUUUUGCUGU